GGUUCUAUCCUCAGUAAGAUGGACCGGGCUGUGUCUCCCUGUGACGACUUCUAUGGGUUCUCCUGUGGUGGCUGGCUGAGAGACAACCCUAUUCCUGAAGACUCCUCUUCAUAUGGCAUCUACCCCUGGUUACGCCAACACGUUGAUAUCACACUCAAAGGUGAGCACGAGAACAUGAUGAGCUCAUACACACUCAUACCCUGACUACACUCCCCCACCUCUAAAUGUUGUCUGUAUGUGAGUUGUAGAGUUGCUGGAGACUCCAUCAGACUCAGAUGAGAUAGAAGCUGUCAGGAAGGCCAAGGUCUUCUACCGCUCCUGUAUGGACGAAGGUAACCUACAACCACACACAGACACACACACACACACACACACACACACACACACACACACACACACACACACACACACAGACACACACACACACACACACACAGACACACACACACACACACACACACACAGACACACACACACACACACAGACACACACACACACAAAUGAGAAAGCCGAGAUGGGAGCUGAGGUUACAUCAAAAACAUCAAGUUCUAUAGUGGUACAAAGUGUGUGUGUGUGUGUGUGUGUGUGUGUGUGUGUCUUUGUGGCUGUGUGUUUCUUUGUGGCUGUGUUUGUCUUUGUGUCUGAUGUGUGUUCCUUUGUUGUCUGUGGUGUGUCCUGUGUGUGUCUGUGUGUGUGAUGUGUGUGUCUUUGUGUAGUCUGGAUGUGUCUUUGUGUCUUUGUGUCUGUGUGUGUCUGUGUGUGUCUUUGUGUCUGUAUGUGUCUUUGUGUCUGUGUGUGUCUUUGUGUCUUUGUGUCUGUGUGUGUCUGUGUGUGUCUUUGUGUCUGUAUGUGUCUGUGGUGUGUCUGUGUGUGUCUGUGUGUGUCUUUGUGUCUGUAUGUGUCUUUGUGUCUGUGUGUGUGCUUUAUGUGUCUUGUGUCUGUUGUGUGUCUGUGUGUGGUCUUUUGUGUCCUGUAUGUGGUCCUUUGUCGUCUCUGUGUGUCUUUGUGUCUGUGUGUGUCUGUGUGUGUCUUUGUGUCUGUCUGUGUCUGUGUGUAGCUAUAUUGGAGAAAGUGGACAGUGGUCCUCUGUUGAAGCUUUUACAGCAGCCUGAGUUCCACUGGCCCGUCCUGGGGGAGGGGCUUGAGGGGAAGUGGCUCUGGUCGCCAGGACGAUGGGACCUGCUGCAGACAUUGGCUCAGAUUAGGAACCAACACAGCAAGAGUGUUCUGAUUCGCUUAUACAUCGCCCCCGACGACAAGAACUCAACCAACUACAUCAUUAAGGUGGCCCCCUGA
This is a messenger RNA of Coregonus sp. 'balchen', 1297 nucleotides long. The record is from the annotation of a GenBank genome assembly. NCBI's taxonomy places the organism in Eukaryota, Metazoa, Chordata, Actinopteri, Salmoniformes, Salmonidae.